Messenger RNA from Octopus bimaculoides (California two-spot octopus), 1038 nucleotides. RefSeq lists its product as uncharacterized. Gene Ontology annotation, biological process: regulation of transcription by RNA polymerase II. The record is from RefSeq and is a predicted model, not a curated record. NCBI's taxonomy places the organism in Eukaryota, Metazoa, Mollusca, Cephalopoda, Octopoda, Octopodidae. Gene Ontology annotation, cellular component: nucleus. Gene Ontology annotation, molecular function: DNA-binding transcription factor activity, RNA polymerase II-specific.
AUGAAAAGAAAAUCUCGAAAUAGGUUUGGUGAUCAAAGAAAAAAUAAUCGGAAAAAAACAUAUGUUUGUGAAAUUUGUGGACAAGCAUUCUCUGGAAACAGUGAAUUAACAAUACAUAAUCGUACCCAUACAGGGGAGAAACCAUACAAAUGUGAGGUGUGUGAUAAAGCGUUUUCUGUAGCCCGGUAUUUGACUGAUCAUAAAUGGAUACAUAUCAAGAACAAGCCACACCAAUGUCAGUUUUGUGAUAAAACGUUUUCUAAAAAGAGCAGAUUGAAUUUACAUGAGAGAAUUCACACAGGGGAGAAACCAUUCCAGUGUGACAUCUGUGGUGAAGCGUUCUCUCGUAAUAGUUUACUGUCUGUCCAUAAAUGGUCCCAUACGGGCGAGAAUCCAUUUUGCUGUGAAAUCUGUGGUAGGUCUUUUUCACAGAAUAGCUAUUUGUCCCAACACAUAAUGACGCACAUUGAGACGAAACCGUUCAUCUGUGAAAUCUGUGGCAAAACGUUUUCCUUCAAGAAGAACCUGACCUACCACUCAGUGACCCAUUUAGAAAAGUUGCACCACUGCGACAUCUGUAGUACAUCGUUUUACUGUAAAAACCAUUUGACUAAUCACGAAUUGUCGCAUGUGGGUGACAAACUGUACAGUUGCAAUUACUGCGAGGAGACUUUCUGUCAGAGAAGCCUUUUGCACCGACAUAAGCUUGCUCACCCAGAAGCGAAGCCGUCUUGCGCAGUUUGCGGGCGGAAGUUUUCUAACAAACGAAAUUUAACUGUGCACCUGCGAAUUCAUACCGGGGAGAAGCCAUACCACUGCGAGAUUUGCGGUAAGUCAUUUGCAGCAAACAGCAAUCUGACACGACACGUUCAGAUUCACACAGGAGAAAAACCGUACCAUUGUGAUAUUUGCGGUAAAUCUUUCUCCCAGAACAAUUUAAAACGACACAAUUUUGUCCAUACAGGGGAAAGACCUUUCCAGUGUGAAAUUUGCGGCAGAGCGUUCACUUUUAAGACAGAUUUACAUAAACAUAGCUGA